UGCACCGUCCCCCACGCCAUAAACACAUACGCAAAGCAGCUUGGUUCGUGUGAUUUAACAGAUUGCACAACCCUAGACCAUUCUUCGUCUUCCCUUUUCUUGAGCACGCUUUCCACCCGAGCAUGGAGUCCAGUUCAAAGUGAGGGCAAAGGAAAGGGCUCUAGGCUUCGACUUCUCCUACUGAGCAUGCUCAGCCGUCUUCGGCCGUAAACCUUCACAAGCAGCUGCUGUUGCCGAGUCGCGGGGAAGAGUAAGGGGAAAAACAAGACCCGUGUCUUUCGCUUCGAAACUGGCCGGCAGCGUUGGCUUCGUUGCACCGCCGCAGACAUGGGGAAGUCUCUUUCAAUGCCUUUACACAUGUCUAAAGAUGAUGGGAUUUCCUCAUCAGACAGCAUGAGGAAUGGAUUAACUCACUCUGAAUGUCAUGGCGAAGAUGGAAGGAAUGGAGAUGUGUCACAGUUUCCAUAUGUUGAAUUUACGGGAAGAGACAGCGUCACAUGUCCCACCUGCCAAGGCACAGGGCAGAUCCCACGUGGACAGGAAAAUCAGCUUGUUGCCCUUAUUCCAUACAGUGAUCAGAGACUGAGACCAAGACGAACAAAACUUUACGUGACUGCUUCUGUAGUUGUUUGUUUGCUACUUUCUGGGCUGGCAGUAUUUUUCUUAUUUCCUCGAUCUAUUGAUGUGGAGUACAUCGGAGUCAAGUCAGUAUAUGUCAGUUAUGAAGCUAAGAGACGCGUAAUAUAUUUAAAUAUUACGAACACAUUGAAUAUAACAAACAACAACUAUUAUUCUGUUGAAGUUCAAAACAUUACAGCCCAGGUACAGUUUUCAAAGACUGUCAUUGGGAAAGCACGACUGAACAAUAACACCCAUAUUGGCCCAUUGGAUAUGAAGCAGAUUGAUUAUAUGGUGCCCACAAUUAUACAAGAUGAAAUGAGUUACAUGUUCGAUUUUUGUACCCUAAUCUCUAUCAAAGUGCAUAACAUAGUAGUCAUGAUGCAAGUAACUGUGACCACGUCUUACUUUGGCCGCUCAGAACAAAUAUCUCAAGAGCGAUACCAGUAUGUGGACUGUGGUGGAAAUACAACUUACCAGCGGGGACAGAUGGAGUAUCUAAAUGUAUUUCGGCCUCCUCAGUAAAAAAACAACACACACAACCCCCAAAAUUUCUGUACGACAAAAGAAAAUGACUGCUGGUUCUUUUACUUAACAUUAAAAUCGAACUUUUCAACCAUAUCUGAUAAAAUUUAAAAGAGGUGGAUGUAUAUAGUAUAGUCAUGAAGGCUUCUGUACUUUGAGGCAUGAACAGAAAGGGGGCAUUUGUAUAUACUGACAAUAAUUUGUCCCUGUCUACUUUAAAUGUGUAAGUAUUCUGUUAAACUGUUACACUGGGAAGAGGGGGAAAUUUUGAAUUAGCAAGCUUGUAUUUCCCUGUGGAAAUAUGAGUGUGUGUCCUGUAAAAAAUCUGGAACCAUAUAAUUGUAUACAUGACAGUGUGCCACUAACAAAUAACAUAAUGGAAAGUAAGCUCAUGAUGUAUUUUCAGUUCUGAUUAGUUUAGAUGAGGGUCUAAACAUCUGUUCUAUUAAAAUAAGUAUGCUCAUAAUGCAGUAUUAGGAGAAACAUAUUUGCAUUUAGUAAUCUUACGGGAGUUCAGUUUUCACUGUGUUAUAUUCUUUUCUUUACAAGUCCCAUUGCACAUGAAGUGCUUAUUAUUGAUGCCUUUCCACAAAAAUUAAUUUGCCUAAAAUCUGUGGGUAGUUUGAUGAUACGAAUACCAAUUAAUUUAUAAGUAUUUUCAGGGUGGCAGAUACAAGAUGAAAAGCAAACCGGAGUGCUUAAAGGAACCUUAGGGUGUGGGUUUUUUUGUAAAGCAGUGAAAACUUACAUGUGCUUUAAAGCUUUGCUUUAUGGAAGCUUGUAUAAAAUGAGUGGUUGUCGGCUUCUCUUGGAACUCCUAGUGUGUUUUCUAUUCCAGGUUUAAGUUCAGUGCAUUGUAACUUAAGUAGUAUCUAAUUGUAAACUCCUGACAGAAGUGAAUGUAAAGUAUUCCAAUCAUAACAGAAGCUUUUGCUAAAAACAGCCAUGUUUUCAUUUACCAGCUUUGAGAGAUACUGUAGAUCAGUGUCACCAUUUUCUCUUAAGGCGUACAUGCUUAUAUACACAUAUGUAAUUAUGCUUGAAUGAGAAGUCACUGAAUGAGCAUAAUGUGCGGUGCUAGUGUAGCCUGGCUUGAUAAUUCUUUUCCAUGCUGCUCUGGUAACUUUGAAAUCACCUGCUAGAGAUUGGAAAUGUUUGUUUUAUGAAUAUAAUUCCCAGAAUCACACAGUUAUUACACCGGGGUUCUGAGAACUAUAGUAAAAUAAACAAGCACAUUCCGUUUCUGGUUCCUAUGCAAAAAAUAGUGGCAUGUUAAGUAACAUGAUUGCAUCCUCACUUUGAAUACCAGACCAGCAUCCCUCCAUGCCAUGAUGGUAGUGUAUGGGUACAGCCUGUUGCUUUUAGCUUGGAUAGUUGAUUAAAAUACACUAUAUUAUAUUAUAAUUGCAUUGUAAUAUACAGUAGUUACCAUUUUGAAUUCACCAUGUUUUCAUUUGGAUAGGAUCUGGCCAACUGACUGAAGAAAACUAAAGCAUUUGUCAUGUUAUAAUAGUAGGUCCCCUCAAAUGAUCAGUAACAUUUGAAGUAUCAUGACUGAAAUCCAACUAGAACAGGCCCACUGAAUCUGUGUAUUUGGUGCACCCACACUUCCAUAAAUGUCAUUGAUUCAGUUGUGACUUACUACUGGAUUUCAGCUUAUAUUUCACUUAACUGAUGCUCAGCAUUUUAAAGUCCCAUUGGUGUCUAUGGGAAAUGUGUAAUUAGGUGCUUAAUGGUCCCGUGAAUAUCAAUGGGACUUGAAAGUGUUUUAAUUCAAGGCUACAUCAUGCACAUGUAUCCUUGGUACUGCAGAGUUUUGAGUGGCUCCACUUUUUAAUUUUUAGUCUAUUUAACAUUAAUUAUGAUUAUGCUUUGUAAUAAUAAUUGCUAUGAGGUUUGGUAAAAAGAUGUUGGGAUUUCUGUGGUAGGGCAUAGUGCAUUAUUGAUAGUUGGCAUACUGAUUGUAUUUUUGUGUUAGUAUUUUCCUGCACAGUAUUUUUGGAACCUAUUGAGCAAACUAUACUAGGAUAAUCCACAAAGAGAAUUUUUGACUUUCUUUCUGCUCUGAAGAUCUGAGAAUUGUUUUGCUGAAGUAACAAGACACUCUUUGGUCAAAAUGAAGCAAAUGGGCUACAAAUGACAGUGAAGCAGGCAUUUAAAACCAAGUGAGGUGUUUGCUUGUUUUUUAAUUUUCAAAUACAUACUAGCACCAAAUAGUAAACCAGAUAUGGUAACUGGAAAUAAUCAAUUUAAAUGAAUCAAAAUCUUAUUGCCACUUCCUUUCAGAUUCUGAUGCUCCCCAUAGCUCCCUUUUGCCUUGCCAAAGCCUUUGGGAGCCUUGGAAAUAGUAAUAGCAAAACAACAACAACACACAAACAAACAAAAGCACACACAAACAAACAAAAAAGCCCACUGGAUCAUGAUUCCAGUCCAGCAGUGAUUCAAACCAGUAAGGGCAAACAGGAGAACUAAGGAGGAAUUAGGGGAAUAGGAAGCUUCUGAACAAUUUAAAUUGAUUAUUUCUGGUAUUUGGAUCCAGCUUAUUGUGGUAUAAAAGAGGGAACAGGACUUUGACCAUUUGCUUUAGAUCAAAAGGGCAUACAUAUUGGAUGGAAAUGCUGAAAUAAAGUGAUGCAAAAAGGGAAGGAUUGGAUUUCAAGUCCUGAAAAAUUACAAUUUUAACCAGUCUUGUAAUAUAUGCAAGCUUAAAUGCUUAGAAAUAAAUGGCUGCAAUUUAUUUGCUCUUUUGUAAGGGAACAGCAGAAAACACAGCCCCUCACUUUAAACAUUACAUGGUGGAAUAAAAUACAGUAAAAAAUUUUUUUAAAAAAAAUUCAGUACAUUGGGCACUUUGGAUUUGCUUCCUAGCCAUUGCUGUUUUGAGAUUAGAGGAGAUAGCAGUGUUUGCAAAUGGCAAGUCAAAAAUGACAGGAAAUCACAUAAUCUACAAAUUAUUAGGUUUACUUCUUAUUUUGCUUAACCUUUUUAUUGCAAUAUUUGAAGUAAAUAAAUUUAAAUCUCACAAAUUGAUGAGAAUUUGACAAUACAAAAAAUUUCAGGAAAAAGGGUCAGUGCUAGAUUUGUGCAAAGGAAAAUUAAUAUGGAGUGGAUGAACUCAAUUGACAAAAUCAGUCCCUCGAUUAAAAUUAAUGGAGUUCUGAAAGAAGCAUUUAAAACCCACUGUAAAUUUUUUGACCAUAAGUGAUCUAUGCAGAAAUUCUUCUGUAAAUACAUCUUUGGUUAAUUCUCCAUUUAGUGUUAUCUGAUUAUCUGGACUUAGUAUAUUGUGGUUUAAUGCUUCCUGUUGUCGCUCAUAUUGAAAGUGAACUGGAAUCAAUUUGGGAGCCCAUUUAUUUCCUUGUAGAGUCUUAAGGAUGACCAGAAUCCUAUUGAAUAUUUAUGUCUGAGUAAUGCAACAGCAUAACUCAAAACAGUGAAUAAGCCGCUAAUUAAUGAGUCUAUGAUUGAAUUCCUAGUAGUGUGUCAGUUGCGUGACUUGGCAUACUACAAGGGAUUCAGUCAGGGACUAAUUAAUUAGGAGCUAUUCACUGCUCUGAGGUACACACUUGCACUUAUGCAGGCAUAAAUAUUCAGAUAGAGCCUGGCGUAUAUGUAUAAACAUUUUUUUUCACUGAAUAGCUUUUGUGCGUUUAACAAAAGUUUCCACUGUCAAUGUUACUUCUUAAAGCUCACAUUCUGCAUUAGAGAUAUUGCACUUUGACGGAAGCAGGUAGAUUAAUAUAUGGUUGACUUAGACUGCACAGUGGUGACACGUAUGUACUGGGAAUGCAAAGUGUUUAAAUAUCCUCUAAUUAGGAAAUAAUUUAAUUUUAAGAUCAAUUGUAUAGUCAAAAUUCAAUUAUUAUAUUGCACCACUUGACGACAUGCACCAGUAUCCAUUUAUUUUGAUAAACUGUAAUUGUCAGCUUUAUUGGAAAUGUUUUCACUUGUAAUAUAAAAUAUUGUUGUUUUCUUUAACAUAUUUCAAAGGUUUUGAUACAUUUUGUGUGAGAUACACAUUUCUGUACUACUUUGUAAUUGUAUUUUGAUACCUUCCUAAUCAAAGUGCACAUGCUUUGAUGCAAUUCAUAUAAACUGCUAGUUAAAUUAAGCGAUUUGAUGUAGUCUGUAAAGGAUGGGCUGCUUACAAUGGCCUGAUUUAAAUGUAACAAUAAAUCAUAAUUUAGUGGCAUCAGAGGUGAACUGUAGUGAUCUCCUGACUUGUUCACACUAACCAUCAUUCAGAUCAGAGUUUCCUAAAUUUGGAUGUAACUGAAAUUGUAGCUUAUUCAGAACUCAGCAUUGAAGCUUUCUCUCUCCUCUUUUCAUGUUCAUGGGAGUAGACAGGCUGAAGCUCCUUGCCAAAGCAUGAUGUAGUCUUACUGGGACUUCUCCUUUUUGGAGAAGUGGGGUUGGUAAAUGAAGCAGUGUGUUUAGGGCAGGACAGCAGAAGUAUCUGUAAAAAUGAUUGUGCAGUUAAAUUAGCAUAUUGAGUGCUUUUAUGCAGAAGGAAUUAUUAAUAAUUAUAAUUAUUCAUUAAUAAUUAUAAUUAUUAUAGCAUUAUUCAGUGCCAUCUUGCAAGUAUAUUGAAUGCCUUGUUUCUGAGAAUUCUAAAAGGUUGAAAACCAUUUCUGCCACAAAUGGAGAAAGCUUAAUUCUUCUUAACUAUACACUACACUCUAUACUUGCAGAGUGCAAGUGCUAGUAUGUAGAUUGCCAAUGUUGAUUCGAGAUAAAACGUGCAUUGAACAAGACUUGAGUACUAGUUGUGUGUUGAUAUUCUUGAAUUUCUGCUUGCAGUUUUAUCUCUCCAUGGCCUGAACCGCGUCAUAAAUAUAACUCUACUGCCAAUGUGGAACAAUAAUGUUCUAGCUGGUGAUGGUAGGGCAGGCCCUACAAUUUUAUUGGAUCAUAAAGAAAUUCUAUGAAAAAAAAUACAAAGUAACUUUUCUGUUUUUUUUCCAAUCCAUGAAUUAACCACUACUGCUGCUUAUUGUAUAAAUAGCAUAGGAUUUAUGUAUAGAAAUAAUAAAAAGUGAGAACUAUUUUUGUAAUUUCAGAAUUGUAAUAGUUCCUGUAAUUGUGUGUUGCAAACUAUGUAUGCAGUGUUCUUAAGCAUGAUAAAUAAAAUUUCUCUGUGCUAUU
This is a messenger RNA of Pogona vitticeps (central bearded dragon), 6288 nucleotides long. RefSeq names its product transmembrane protein 106B (gene TMEM106B). Gene Ontology annotation, biological process: lysosome organization; lysosome localization; lysosomal transport. Gene Ontology annotation, cellular component: lysosomal membrane. NCBI's taxonomy places the organism in Eukaryota, Metazoa, Chordata, Lepidosauria, Squamata, Agamidae. The record is from RefSeq and is a predicted model, not a curated record.